CCGCCCGCCGUCCGGGAGCCGCAGCCGCCGCCACCACCACUCCCGCUCUCUGCGCCGCCGCCGCCGCCGCCGCCGCCGCCGCCGCUGCCGCCACUGCCACCGCCACAGGCUGAGUCUGCAGCCCCGAGAUCUCAGCCAUCAUGUCGAUAGAGAAGAUCUGGGCCCGGGAGAUCCUGGACUCCCGUGGGAAUCCCACAGUGGAGGUGGAUCUCCACACUGCCAGAGGUCUUUUCCGGGCUGCGGUGCCCAGUGGAGCUUCCACUGGGAUCUAUGAGGCCCUGGAGCUGAGGGAUGGGGACAAACAGCGUUACUUAGGCAAAGGUGUCCUGAAGGCAGUGGACCACAUCAACACCACCAUCGCUCCUGCCCUCAUCAGCUCAGGCCUCUCUGUGGUGGAGCAGGAGAAGCUGGACAACCUGAUGCUGGAGCUGGAUGGGACUGAGAACAAGUCCAAGUUUGGGGCCAAUGCCAUCCUGGGUGUGUCCCUGGCCGUGUGUAAGGCAGGUGCAGCUGAGCGGGAGUUGCCCCUAUACCGCCACAUUGCUCAGCUGGCUGGAAACUCGGACCUCAUCCUGCCCGUGCCGGCCUUCAAUGUGAUCAAUGGUGGCUCUCAUGCUGGGAAUAAGCUGGCCAUGCAGGAAUUUAUGAUCCUCCCAGUGGGCGCCGAGAGCUUUCGGGAUGCCAUGCGACUCGGGGCGGAGGUCUACCACACACUCAAGGGGGUCAUCAAGGACAAGUACGGCAAGGAUGCCACCAACGUGGGAGAUGAAGGCGGCUUUGCCCCCAACAUCCUAGAGAACAGUGAAGCCCUGGAGCUGGUGAAGGAAGCCAUCGACAAGGCUGGCUACACAGAAAAGAUUGUCAUUGGCAUGGAUGUCGCUGCCUCGGAGUUUCAUCGUGAUGGCAAAUAUGACUUGGACUUCAAGUCUCCUGCUGAUCCUUCCCGAUACAUCACUGGGGACCAGCUGGGGGCCCUCUACCAGGACUUUGUCAGGGACUAUCCUGUGGUCUCCAUUGAGGACCCCUUUGACCAGGAUGAUUGGGCUGCCUGGUCGAAGUUCACAGCCAAUGUAGGGAUCCAGAUUGUGGGUGAUGACCUGACCGUGACCAACCCAAAGCGUAUCGAGCGGGCAGUGGAGGAAAAGGCCUGCAACUGUCUGCUGCUCAAGGUCAACCAGAUCGGUUCUGUCACUGAAGCCAUCCAAGCGUGCAAGCUGGCCCAGGAGAAUGGCUGGGGGGUCAUGGUGAGUCAUCGCUCAGGAGAGACUGAGGACACGUUCAUCGCCGACUUGGUGGUGGGGCUGUGCACAGGCCAGAUCAAGACUGGAGCCCCGUGCCGUUCGGAGCGUCUGGCUAAGUACAACCAGCUCAUGAGAAUUGAAGAAGAGCUGGGGGACGAAGCCCGCUUCGCUGGACAUAAUUUCCGCAAUCCCAGUGUGCUGUGAUCCCUCUCCUUGCCCGGAUACUUGGAACCCCUCUCCCAUCCUCCUGGAACCUCUUUCUUCCUGUCCUGCUCUGUGACCUCUCACCCCGGACCUCCUGGCUGACCUGCUGCGCUGCUCCUUGGCUUGUCCGGCCCCUGCUGUGUGCUCUCCCCGCUCCGGGUUCCACACUCUCCACUUCUCUGUCCUUUCUAUUCUCUCUCCUCAAAAACUGGCCAUGGGACUGAGGAUUAGAAGGGUGUCCAUGGAAGAACAGUCAGGGUCUGGGACAGGUGCAUCGGGGUGGUUGGCGAGGCGUAUCGAGAGGGGCCAUGUGUCACUGUGUGUGUCGCUUCUAGACGUUUUCCAUGUUGCGUAGGAGCCAGGAAGCGCGGGGAGCUGAGGUGGAGGGGUGUGCUGGCCGCGUGGUCAUGCCUGGCCCGAGCCUUUAGUGGAUUAUUUAUUCAUUCAUUUGUCUUCUUAAUUAAUUCAUCGUUUCUCCAUAACUUGUGAGCCCAAACCUGGCCUGACUAGAAGUGAGUGAGUGUGUGUGUGUGUGUGUGUGUGUGUGUGUGUGUGUGUGUGUGAGAUGUGACAAGAUUCGGAGAUGGCCUGGGGCUGGGAGGUCUUGCUGGAACGGGAAGGGUAACAGAAAAGGGCCUUGCCCAUCAGCUCGUUUGUGUCUAGCAGCCCUUAGCCAAAGCCGGCUCGGUCAAGAGGUGGGGCCGUGUGCCCGGGGACUCUUCCCCCUAACUCUCUCCUCAGCCCCGGCUUCCCUGUUCUUCCUCCAGCUGCACCAGAGCAAUGUCUCACUCCCCUGUGCCAUGUUCCACAGUUGCCACCCCCUCUGUGGCGUGGAAAUGAGCACCACCAUUAAAGUCUGAAUCACAGUG
This is a messenger RNA of Ailuropoda melanoleuca (giant panda), 2314 nucleotides long. It is a transcript of the gene ENO2, whose product is annotated as enolase 2. The transcript is spliced from 12 exons. The record is from RefSeq and is a predicted model, not a curated record. Gene Ontology annotation, molecular function: phosphopyruvate hydratase activity; magnesium ion binding. Gene Ontology annotation, biological process: glycolytic process. NCBI's taxonomy places the organism in Eukaryota, Metazoa, Chordata, Mammalia, Carnivora, Ursidae. The coding region runs from base 141 to 1445 and encodes 434 amino acids. Gene Ontology annotation, cellular component: phosphopyruvate hydratase complex.